Molecule: messenger RNA, 6593 nt
Organism: Otolemur garnettii (small-eared galago)
Lineage: Eukaryota; Metazoa; Chordata; Mammalia; Primates; Galagidae
Gene: SCN5A
Product: sodium voltage-gated channel alpha subunit 5
Exons: 27
Coding region: 20-5980 (1986 amino acids)
Biological process (GO): neuronal action potential; sodium ion transmembrane transport; membrane depolarization during action potential
Cellular component (GO): axon; voltage-gated sodium channel complex; plasma membrane
Molecular function (GO): voltage-gated sodium channel activity involved in cardiac muscle cell action potential
Source: RefSeq, a predicted model, not a curated record
CCAGAAGCAGGAUGAGAAGAUGGCAAACUUCCUGUUACCUCGGGGCACGAGCAGCUUCCGAAGGUUCACACGGGAGUCUCUGGCAGCCAUCGAGAAGCGUAUGGUGGAGAAGCAAGCCCGUGGCUCUGCCACCUCACAGGAGAGCCGUGAUGGGCUGCCUGAGGAGGAGGCUCCCCGGCCCCAGCUGGACCUGCAGGCCUCUAAAAAGCUGCCAGAUCUCUAUGGCAACCCACCCCGGGAGCUCAUUGGGGAGCCCCUGGAAGACCUGGACCCCUUCUAUAGCACCCAAAAGACCUUCAUCGUGCUGAAUAAAGGCAAAACCAUCUUCCGGUUCAGUGCCACCAACGCCUUGUAUGUCCUCAGUCCCUUUCACCCCAUCCGGAGAGCAGCUGUGAAGAUUCUGGUUCAUUCACUCUUCAGCAUGCUCAUCAUGUGCACCAUCCUGACCAACUGCGUGUUCAUGGCCCAGCAUGACCCUCCACCCUGGACCAAGUAUGUCGAGUACACGUUCACCGCCAUUUAUACCUUUGAGUCUCUGGUCAAGAUUCUGGCUCGAGGCUUCUGCCUGCAUGCAUUCACCUUCCUUCGGGACCCAUGGAACUGGCUGGAUUUCAGUGUGAUUGUCAUGGCGUAUGUAUCAGAAAAUAUAAAAGUAGGCAAUUUGUCGGCUCUUCGAACUUUCAGAGUCCUGAGAGCUCUAAAAACUAUUUCAGUUAUCCCAGGCCUGAAGACCAUCGUGGGUGCCCUGAUCCAGUCUGUGAAGAAGCUGGCUGAUGUGAUGGUCCUCACAGUCUUCUGCCUCAGCGUCUUUGCCCUCAUCGGCCUGCAGCUCUUUAUGGGCAACCUAAGGCACAAGUGUGUGCGCAACUUCACAGAACUCAACGGCACCAAUGGCUCUGUGGAGGCUGAUGGCCUGGUCUGGGAGUCGCUGGAUGACUACCUCAACAAUCCAGAAAAUUACCUGCUCAAGAAUGGCACCUCUGACGUGUUGCUAUGUGGGAACAGCUCGGAUGCUGGGACAUGUCCUGAGGGCUACCGGUGCCUAAAGGCAGGCGAGAACCCUGACCAUGGCUACACCAGCUUUGAUUCCUUUGCCUGGGCCUUCCUUGCACUCUUCCGCCUGAUGACACAGGACUGCUGGGAGCGCCUCUACCAGCAGACCCUAAGGUCCGCAGGGAAGAUCUACAUGAUCUUCUUUAUGCUCGUCAUCUUCCUGGGAUCCUUCUACCUGGUGAACUUGAUCCUGGCUGUUGUCGCCAUGGCCUAUGAGGAGCAAAACCAAGCCACUAUUGCUGAGACUGAGGAGAAGGAAAAGCGCUUUCAGGAGGCCAUGGAGAUGCUCAAGAAAGAACAUGAGGCCCUCAUUAUCAGGAGUGUGGAUACCAUGUCCCGUAGCUCCUUGGAGAUGUCCCCUUUGGCUCCAGUAACCAGCCACGAGAGAAGGAGCAAGAGGAGAAAACGAAUGUCUUCUGGGACAGAAGAGUGUGGGGAGGACAGAUUCCCAAAAUCAGACUCAGAAGAUGGUCCGAGAGCUAUGAAUCGCCUCAGCCUCACCCAUGGGCUUAGCAGGACUUCUAUGAAGCCACGCUCCAGCCGAGGGAGCAUUUUCACCUUUCGCCGGCGAGACCUGGGUUCUGAGACAGAUUUUGCAGAUGAUGAAAACAGCACAGCAGGGGAGAGUGACAGCCACCGCACCUCACUACUGGUGCCCUGGCCUCUGCGCCGGCCCAGUGCCCAGGGACAGCCCAGUCCUGGGACCUCAGCUCCUGGCCAUGCCCUCAAUGGCAAAAGGAACAGCACUGUGGACUGCAACGGGGUAGUCUCCUUGCUGGGGGCAGGUGACCCUGAGACCAUAUCCCCAGGGAGCCGCCUCCUUCACCCUAUGAUGCUGGAGCGCCCCCCAGACACGACAACACCGUCAGAGGAGCCAGGUGGGCCCCAGAUGCUGACCCCCCAGGCUCCGUGUAUGGACGGCUUCGAGGAGCCAGGAGCUCGGCAGCGGGCCCUCAGCGCAGUCAGUGUACUCACCAGUGCACUAGAAGAGCUGGAGGAGUCUCACCGCAAAUGUCCACCAUGCUGGAACCGCUUUGCCCAGCGCUACCUGAUCUGGGAGUGCUGUCCACUAUGGCUGUCCAUCAAGCAGAAAGUGAAGUUUCUGGUCACGGACCCAUUUGCUGACCUCGCCAUCACCAUGUGCAUCGUGCUCAACACACUCUUCAUGGCACUGGAACACUACAACAUGACAGCUGAAUUCGAGUCCAUGUUGCAGGUCGGAAACCUGGUCUUCACAGGGAUUUUCACAGCAGAGAUGACCUUCAAGAUCAUUGCCCUCGACCCCUACUACUACUUCCAACAGGGCUGGAACAUCUUCGACAGCAUCAUCGUCAUCCUUAGCCUCAUGGAGCUGGGACUGUCCCGCAUGAAUAACUUGUCAGUGCUGCGCUCCUUCCGCCUGCUGCGGGUCUUCAAGCUGGCCAAAUCAUGGCCCACCCUGAACACGCUCAUUAAGAUCAUUGGGAACUCAGUGGGGGCACUGGGGAACCUAACGCUGGUGCUAGCCAUCAUCGUGUUCAUCUUUGCCGUGGUGGGCAUGCAGCUCUUUGGCAAGAACUACUCAGAGCAGAGGCACCUCAUCAGUGACUCAGGCCUGCUGCCUCGCUGGCACAUGAUGGACUUCUUCCACGCCUUUCUCAUCAUUUUUCGAAUCCUCUGUGGCGAGUGGAUUGAGACCAUGUGGGACUGCAUGGAGGUGUCUGGGCAGUCAUUGUGUCUGCUAGUCUUCUUGCUUGUCAUGGUCAUUGGCAACCUUGUGGUCCUGAACCUCUUCCUGGCCUUGCUGCUCAGCUCCUUCAGUGCAGACAACCUGACAGCCCCUGAUGAAGAUGGUGAGAUGAACAACCUCCAGCUGGCCCUGGCCCGCAUCCAUCGGGGCCUGUGCUUUGUCAAGCGGACCACCUGGGACUUCUGCUGUGGGCUCCUGCGGCGGCGGCCCCAGAAGCCUGCAGCCCUUGCCUCCCGCAGCCAGCUGCCCAGUUGCAUUGGCACCCCCGGCUCCCCACCACCUCCAGAGAUGGAGAAGGCACCUCCAGCCCGCAAGGAAACGCGGUUUGAAGAAGUAAAACAGCCAGGCCAGGGCACCCCUGGGGAUCCAGAGCCUGUAUGUGUACCCAUUGCUGUGGCUGAGUCAGACACAGAUGACCAAGAGGAGGAUGAAGAGAACAGCCUGGGCACUGAGGAAGAGUCCAGCAAGCAGGAAUCCCAGCCUGUAUCCGGUGGCCCUGAGGCCUCCCCAGAGCCCAGGACCUGGAGCCAGGUGUCAGAGACCGCCUCCUCCGAGGCUGAGGCCAGUGAGUCUCAGGCAGACUGGCAGCAGCAGCAGAAAGCAGAGCACCAGGCCUCAGGGUGCAGUGAGACCCAGGAGGACAGCUACUCUGAAGGUAGCACAGCAGAUAUGACCAAUACCGCUGACCUCCUGGAGCAGAUCCCUGACCUCGGUGAGGACGUCAAGGAUCCAGAGGACUGCUUCACCGAAGGCUGUGUCCGGCGUUGUCCCUGCUGUGCAGUGGACACUACACAGGCCCCAGGGAAGGUCUGGUGGCGGCUGCGCAAGACCUGCUAUCGCAUUGUGGAGCACAGCUGGUUCGAGACAUUCAUCAUCUUCAUGAUCCUGCUCAGCAGUGGAGCACUGGCCUUUGAGGACAUCUACCUGGAGGAUCGGAAGACCGUCAAGGUUCUGCUUGAGUAUGCUGACAAGAUGUUCACCUACGUCUUCGUGCUAGAGAUGCUACUCAAGUGGGUAGCCUAUGGCUUCAAGAAGUACUUCACCAAUGCCUGGUGUUGGCUCGACUUCCUCAUUGUGGAUGUCUCUCUGAUCAGCCUGGUGGCCAACACCUUGGGCUUUGCUGAGAUGGGCCCCAUCAAGUCACUGAGGACACUGCGUGCACUCCGCCCCCUGAGAGCCCUGUCACGAUUUGAGGGCAUGAGGGUGGUGGUCAAUGCGCUGGUGGGUGCUAUCCCGUCCAUCAUGAACGUCCUUCUUGUCUGCCUCAUCUUCUGGCUCAUCUUCAGCAUCAUGGGUGUGAACCUCUUCGCUGGGAGGUUUGGGAGGUGCAUCAACCAGACUGAGGGAGACCUCCCUUUAAACUACACCAUUGUGAACAACAAGAGCGAGUGUGAAUCCUUCAAUGUGACUGGUGAAUUGUACUGGACCAAGGUGAAGGUCAACUUUGACAACGUGGGGGCUGGGUACCUGGCCCUUCUGCAAGUGGCAACAUUUAAAGGCUGGAUGGACAUUAUGUAUGCAGCUGUGGAUUCCAGAGGGUAUGAAGAGCAGCCCCAGUGGGAAUACAACCUCUACAUGUACAUCUACUUUGUCAUUUUCAUCAUCUUCGGGUCUUUCUUCACCCUGAACCUUUUCAUCGGCGUCAUCAUUGACAACUUCAACCAACAGAAGAAAAAGUUAGGGGGCCAAGACAUCUUUAUGACAGAGGAGCAGAAGAAAUACUACAAUGCCAUGAAGAAGCUGGGUUCCAAGAAGCCCCAGAAACCCAUCCCUAGGCCCCUGAACAAGUACCAAGGCUUCCUGUUUGAUAUUGUGACCAAGCAAGCCUUUGAUGUCACCAUCAUGUUCCUCAUCUGCUUGAAUAUGGUGACCAUGAUGGUGGAAACAGAUGACCAAAGCCCUGAGAAGGUCAGCAUCUUGGCCAAGAUCAACCUGCUCUUUGUGGCCAUCUUCACGGGCACUGUGCUCUCAGACAUCAUCCAGAAAUACUUCUUCUCCCCAACACUCUUCCGGGUUAUCCGCCUGGCCCGAAUUGGCCGCAUCCUCAGACUGAUCCGAGGAGCCAAGGGGAUCCGCACACUGCUCUUUGCCCUCAUGAUGUCCCUGCCUGCCCUCUUCAACAUCGGGCUGCUGCUCUUCCUCGUCAUGUUCAUCUACUCCAUCUUUGGCAUGGCCAACUUCGCUUAUGUUAAGUGGGAGGCUGGCAUAGAUGACAUGUUCAACUUCCAGACCUUUGCCAACAGCAUGUUGUGCCUCUUCCAGAUCACCACAUCAGCUGGUUGGGAUGGGCUCCUCAGCCCCAUCCUCAACACGGGGCCCCCUUACUGUGACCCUAAUCUGCCCAACAGCAAUGGCUCCCGAGGGAACUGUGGGAGCCCAGCUGUGGGCAUCCUCUUCUUUACCACCUAUAUCAUCAUCUCCUUCCUCAUCGUGGUCAACAUGUACAUUGCCAUCAUCCUGGAGAACUUCAGCGUGGCCACAGAGGAGAGCACAGAGCCUCUUAGUGAGGACGACUUUGACAUGUUCUAUGAGAUUUGGGAGAAGUUUGAUCCAGAGGCCACCCAAUUCAUUGAGUAUUCAGCCCUGUCGGACUUUGCUGAUGCCCUGUCUGAGCCACUUCGGAUUGCCAAGCCCAACCAGAUAAGCCUCAUCAACAUGGACCUGCCCAUGGUGAGUGGGGACCGUAUCCAUUGCAUGGACAUCCUCUUUGCUUUCACCAAGAGGGUCCUGGGGGAGUCUGGGGAGAUGGAUGCCCUGAAGAUCCAAAUGGAGGAAAAGUUCAUGGCUGCCAACCCAUCCAAGAUCUCCUACGAACCCAUCACCACCACACUCCGGCGCAAGCAUGAGGAAGUGUCAGCCACAGUCAUCCAGCGGGCCUUCCGCAGGCACCUGCUGCAGCGCUCCAUGAAGCAUGCCUCCUUCCUCUUCCGUCAGCAGGUCGGCAGCAGCGGCCUCUCUGAAGAGGAUGCCCCUGAGCGAGAGGGCCUCAUCGCCUACAUGAUGAAUGAGAACUUCUCCCGGCCUCUUAGCCCACCCUCCAGUUCCUCCAUCUCCUCCACAUCCUUCCCACCCUCCUAUGACAGUGUCACUAGAGCCACCAGUGAUAACCUCCAGGUGCGGGUGUCUGACUAUAGCCGCAGCGAAGACCUUGCUGACUUUCCCCCGUCCCCAGACAGGGACCGGGAGUCUAUCGUGUGAGCCUCACCUCUGCUGGCCAGGGCACACUGAGAGGCAGCCUGUUGCCUUGUGGCAAACCUGAAUGCAAUCACAAACCAGCCUGGGCCUUCCUGGCUUUGAACUUUCGAGAUGAGAGACGAGCCUUAGCCCCAAGGAUACCAAGGCAGAGUUCUGUGGCACCACAUGGGCAGCUGGAGCAACUGGAGGAGCUGAACUUUCAGGGUGCCCUAUCCCUGGAGGCCCCACACAUACCUGUGGCCUGGUCUGCUCAGGCAAUGCCUUGGGGAUCUGAAAAGCAACUCUGUCCCAGCUACUGAGGCAAAUAUAAAACAGAGACUGUAUAUGUUGGGAAUGGGCUUUCAUAAAUUUAUUAUAUUUGAUAUUUUUUUACUUGAACAAAGAACUGAAGUUUUUUCCAUGGAUGUUGGAAGCAUUUCACACUGCCUCUUCUGAACCUGAACAAUAGCAUCUGUGGAGCAGCCCUAACUCUGUUCUCGAAGCAAAAGUGGAAUGUGGUGUGGCUCCCACAGGCCUUCACUGCCUAGCAGGGACAUGGGGACCCCUGCAGCUUAGGCUGAGGUGCCGGGAGGGCUGACCCCCCCUCACUCACGUACCUGUACACACUCCUCACACA